AUGGAAAACUGCUGCAGUAACGCUUAUGGGACAUCAUGGAAUUAUGAUUUCAGCAUUUGCCACGGCAAUCUACACGAUUCUGGAGAAGGGGAGGGCAAAAUAUCAGAAUAUUUAUAUUUACGGACCAGCAAACACGGGGAAACCUUCAUUUUGUCACUUCUGAAAGCAAUUUACAAUGCGUUUUGCAAUCCUGCAACUGGUUCAUUCGCUUGGAUCGGAGUCGAUGAAGCAGAAAUAAUUUUUCUCAACAAUUUCAGUUGGGAUCCAAAGAUUAUUUCCUGGGCUGAUUUCCUUCCAGCUCUUGAAGGAGAUAUUGUUCAAUAUUUGCCAGCCCCUAAGAACGUAUGUCCACGAGACAUUGAACUUAAAGCUGAUCUUCCGUUCUUUAUCACAGCAGACGCACCGAUCGUGCAAGGGACCGAGCUAAUACGGACAUGA
Paramuricea clavata is the source of this 438-nucleotide messenger RNA. NCBI's taxonomy places the organism in Eukaryota, Metazoa, Cnidaria, Anthozoa, Malacalcyonacea, Plexauridae. The record is from the annotation of a GenBank genome assembly.